Messenger RNA from Loa loa (African eye worm), 2043 nucleotides. RefSeq lists its product as hypothetical. NCBI's taxonomy places the organism in Eukaryota, Metazoa, Nematoda, Chromadorea, Rhabditida, Onchocercidae. The transcript is spliced from 9 exons. The coding region runs from base 11 to 1228 and encodes 405 amino acids. Gene Ontology annotation, cellular component: catalytic step 2 spliceosome. The record is from RefSeq and is a predicted model, not a curated record.
UUUUAGAACAAUGAUGGAAUUAGAUGUAUUAAGCGCUGAUAUAUCGAAAGCAUACGACGAUUUGCGAACCAUCGAGGAAUCAAUUAUUUCACUAUCGGGAAAGGAAAGGUUUGGUGCGGGCAGGCGACGUAUUUUGGAUUCAGCUAGUCGUCCUGGCAAUUACGGAUUUGAAAGACGUGAUGCACGCACAGUAAGCUUGGAUUCUUCGGGACCGAAUAAACGUCGUUUAGUUAUAUCUGCUGAGAAUGAUUUAUACGAAGGUUCGGAUAAACGGGCACGAUAUGAUGAUAGGGAAGAUGAAGCUGUGCGACGUACUGUGCAGUCAUCAGUUGUUAUGCCUGCAAUUGAGACUAAAUCGCGUAAAGCUGCUAUAUCUGAGUUGAAAGGAGCAGAAAAAAAGGAAGUUAAUGUCAGAAAUCGUCGAAUGUUUUCAAAUUUACUGCUUGGGACCCUGCAGCGUUUCCAGAUGGAGGAGAAGAAAAUAUCUUCAGUAGAAAAAGUUCAGGCUGAAAAGCAAAAGGAGGUUGAAAGGCGUUUACGAGAGUCGGAAGAAGAAGAGCGCGAACGAUUAGCUCGAGAAAAAGCCGCUCUGCUUGGAAAACGGCGUGAAAAAGAACGUUUAAUUAAAUCAUUGCAGCGAAAAAAAGCGAUUAUACAAUAUGCAGAGCAAAAGCAGGAGCAUUAUCGCAAAUUACAGAAUUUUAUUCAAACGCAGGCAAAGCCACCGGUAUUCUAUUUGCCAGCAAAACACACACUGCGAACUUUGGAACUGUUGAAAGUGUCUUCAAAGAAGAUAGAUGAGCUUAUUGAACAUCGCCGGCAACAAAUGGAAGCUGACCUAAAAACACCAGAAGAGAAGCAAGUGGAUGAGGGUGAAUCUGAUGGGGAGCAUUCCGAAACUUCAGCAGCUACGCGCUCCAUUGCAAAAAUGAACACGGAAGAUGCAAACAAGCCUUCAGACAGUGAAAUUGGUGGCAAAAAGUUGGACGAUGAUGAAGUCAUGGAAAGGGAAAUGGUGGGAGGAGUAUCCAUGGAAUCUUCAUUGCGGGACUUUGGAGAGGAAGAAUGUAUGAAUGGUGAUGAAAUAAAAGAGUCGAAACAACUGGAUGAGGACGAGCAAGAAACAGGUAAGGAUAAUAGUCGUAGUGACAGUGAGCCACCAGGUGUUGAAGAUGAAAUUGAUCAGGAUGGUGACUCUCAUGUUGCAUUUGCUGACGAAGAUGAUUAAUGAUAUAAAAAUUUUCGAGUAAGUGUUCUUGUGAAGUUUAUUUUACAGAUGGCCUCAAUUUUUAUUGAGUUUAGUUCAGUAACUAGCUGAUGAUGUAUACCUGUGGAAGGAUCAUAUCACCCUUGUAAUGGUGAUAAUAUGUUUUUAAAAUGGAAUAUUAUACUGUUUGGAAGAGCUCCAUUCUUACUGCAAGAAAAAUCUUCGUUACUGAAUUCUAAUUUAAGUAAGGGGAUGAAGAUUUUUGAAUACAACAGUCAUAGGUUUUGAUUUAUAUUUUGAAACAGCAUCAGUACCUGGCCUACUUUUGUCCAUUUAUUCCUUAGUUCGGUUAUCUUUGUUAUGUCGGAACCUAAUAUUCGUAGUAAUUUCUUACCCUGAUAAUAUAUUUCAGGUUCAUAGAUUUUUGUUUCGUUUCAACUUCCUUUUCAGCUUUUAUUUCUUUACGGCUCAAUAACUUCAGUUAAUAAUACCGUCAUCAUGACAUUCGGCAUGUGUUUUACUGUUGCAGCGUUACUGUUUGUUCAGUAAGCAACCUUUUGCUUAUUUCUAACUUUUGCUUAUUCGUACGUUAUUUUAGAAAAAAAAGAGUGAAAUUUUGCCGUUCACUUUUCAGUACUAGUUGCACAGUAGGGAGUUAACUGCAGUUUGUUUUAGUAGCAGUUUGAAUUAUUUAUAUCUAUUGACAUUUGAAUUUUCAUAUGAGCAGCCUACAGCUCAGAUUAUAUACGUUGUAUUCUGUUUUACUUCGUUUUCGCAUACUUUUCCACUUUGUUCAUGGUGUUGUUUUUGUCUAGGGAUAAAAUGUUUUACCGCAG